This is a messenger RNA of Auxenochlorella protothecoides, 195 nucleotides long. Its product is annotated as NADH dehydrogenase [ubiquinone] 1 beta subcomplex subunit 7. The record is from RefSeq and is a predicted model, not a curated record. The transcript has a single exon. The coding region runs from base 1 to 195 and encodes 64 amino acids. Lineage: Eukaryota; Viridiplantae; Chlorophyta; Trebouxiophyceae; Chlorellales; Chlorellaceae. Gene Ontology annotation, cellular component: mitochondrion.
AUGCGGGUGGCCAGGAUCGACAUGGCCUUUCGGGAUCGGUGUGCGGACAAGCUGGUGCCUCUGAACAAGUGCCGACGAGCGUCCUUCUUCCUGCCCUGGAAGUGUGAAGAGGAGCGCCAUGCGUAUGAGAAGUGCGAGUACCUGGAGUAUAAGCUCCGGGUGGCAAAGGCCUCUGCAGCGCGACAGGAGGCAUAA